Molecule: messenger RNA, 1092 nt
Organism: Episyrphus balteatus (marmalade hoverfly)
Lineage: Eukaryota; Metazoa; Arthropoda; Insecta; Diptera; Syrphidae
Gene: Pex10
Product: peroxisome biogenesis factor 10
Exons: 2
Coding region: 101-991 (296 amino acids)
Biological process (GO): protein import into peroxisome matrix
Cellular component (GO): peroxisomal membrane
Molecular function (GO): zinc ion binding
Source: RefSeq, a predicted model, not a curated record
UUGACAAUUCGUAUUAUUUGUUUUUGUUUUGAAAAAAGUUAAAAAGAUAAGAAAAAAAUAAAUUUUAAUUUUCCACUAAUAUCUAUGGUCAAAUAGAAAAAUGUCCCUCCGCAAAGCAAAAUCUAGACAACCGGAAACAAUCCGAACUGUUCAAAAAGAUCUAACAUACACAAAUGAGCUAACCGAAGAUCUAUCCGAUAUACUGCGAAUGUCCGGUCCUCGUAAUUGGAUAAAAUAUAAUAAUGUUUGUAAAUUAAUUGCCGAAAUUGUCUACCAUGGAUUUGCUACCUGCAAUAAUUUACAAACUCUUGGUGAAGAAUAUACUGGUAUUUUACAAAUUGACUGUAACUAUAUAAAUGCACCAUCAAAGAUACUUAGACUAUCAGCAAUUAUCUUAGAAUUUGGUGGUGAAACAUUAUACACAAAAGUCCUAAACAAUCUAGAAAGAAAUAUUGAUAGUAACGAAGAUAUUUUACCUGAAGCUAAAGAAAAAUUAAAAAUUUUAAUACAUUACAUGCGAAAUUCAGUUUCCUACGUUAAAGCCUUGCAUAAAACAUUGUUUUAUUUGAAUUCCAAUAAGUAUCAAAUAUCCAAGAGAAUAACUGGAAUAAAUUAUGUUCUGAUAAGACAUUGGAUGCAACCCGAUCACUCGUUGUAUGGCUACAGAAUCCUUGGAUGGAUAACACUUCUUCAAUUGGUUAUAACUUUUGUUGUAGGUUCGUUUGAAGCGUGGAAGGAGUCACAAAGAAAAUCAACUGGACGCAAUAGUAGUAGCCAAAAACUGGAACGCCUUUUAGGCACACAAAAAUCAAGAGACGCACCUCAGUGUAUUUUGUGCCUGGAACCGAGAAUCAAUACAAGUUUAACUCCAUGUGGACAUAUCUUCUGUUGGCAUUGUAUACUAGAAUGGCUUGACGAGCGAGAUGAGUGCCCGUUGUGCAGGGAGAAUAUAAACAAAUCUAAUGUUAUACAACUUCGAAAUUUUGUAUGAAAAUCUGUUACAUUCCUUUGAAUAUGUUUAAUUUUAGUGUGAUGGGGUAUCUACUAUUCACUUUUUUUGUAAUAAAAUAUAUUUUGUUUGGGAGACACAAA